This is a messenger RNA of Nelumbo nucifera (sacred lotus), 3714 nucleotides long. RefSeq names its product protein PAT1 homolog 2-like. Gene Ontology annotation, cellular component: P-body. Gene Ontology annotation, molecular function: RNA binding. Gene Ontology annotation, biological process: deadenylation-dependent decapping of nuclear-transcribed mRNA; P-body assembly. The record is from RefSeq and is a predicted model, not a curated record. Lineage: Eukaryota; Viridiplantae; Streptophyta; Magnoliopsida; Proteales; Nelumbonaceae.
AAACCAAACCGAACCCACUCAUGCCGACCCUAUCACACAAGAGCGCCGUACACAUAACAGAAGCUUUAAGAUGUAAAUGAAGAUUCCAUAAAAAUGAGAAACUAUAAGCACCAUAAACAUUUUCCGGUGAAAAAUAAUAAAAAUAAGUAAGCAGCCAUAAAACAAAACUAGCCCGCAUCACCGCUUCUCUAUCCUUCGCUGGCUGCAUGAUUGUGUCAAAGCUUGUAAUAACUUCAACCGUUAUCUUUCGUUUGGGGUUCUUUUUCUUCUCCCUCAAUUUCGGGGGAAAACCCUCGUUUUCUAUUUAAUAGCGAGGACUCCUCCCAUGAAUUUUCGUCCCCGUUUACUGCACAGAUCUUCGUCGCUGCUUCAAGUGGUAGGAGAUAACCCUAGAAAUUUUAAUUUCAAGGGUUUCUCCUUCGCGUUCUUUUGUUUCUUUUUGGUGAUUAUGGUGUAGUUUUGCUUUUUUUUUUUUUUUUUUCCUUCGGGUUUCUAGAGAGUUUAGUACAACUGCAGUAGUAAUGGAUGGAUUUGAUGAUGAGGGUGGCAUUCAAAAGAUCCCCAACCAGAAGGAUUUCAAGGGAUUGGCAGAGAGUUCAUCAGAAGAUGCACGCUUUGAUGCAUCACAAUAUGCUUUCUUUGGUAAGGAUGUUAUGGAGGAGGUUGAACUGGGUGGAUUAGAAGAUGAAGAUGAUGGUGUCCCAUUAAUUGGGUUUGAUGGUGAUGAGUAUGCGCUGUCUGAUAGAGAAGAGUUGCAGGGUGAAGGUGUAGGAUCACUAUCUGAUAUUGAUGAUCUUGCAAGCACUUUUUCAAAGUUGAAUAGUGCUGUUAGUAAACCCAGAACUGCUGGAGUUAUUGGUGAAAUGGGAUCUUUCUCUAGGGAAAGUUCAUCAGCUACAGACUGGGCACAAGAUUCUGAUUUUCCUAACUGGUUAGAUACGCAUAUUUUUGAAACAGAAAAUGUUCAGGAAGGUAAAAGAUGGUCAUCACAGCCACAUUCUUCUUCUGCUCAUCUUGGAGACUCAAAACCAUUGUACAGAACAUCUUCAUAUCCUCAGCAGCCACAACAGCAGCAACACUUUAGUGAACCUGUUUUAAUACCGAAGUCAUCUUUUACUUCUUACCCUCCUCCUGGUGGUCGAUCUCAGGCAUCACCAAAUCAGCAUUCUCACCACCCCAACAUGCCAUCUCUUGGUGGACCUCAGUUACCCUUCUCUUCACCAAACAUGCCUCCGUUCUCUAAUUCUCAGCUUCAUUUGCAGAGCCUACCUCAUGGGUUACAUUAUGGUGGAAACCUACCACAAUUUGCCUCCCAAAGCCUCUCCAUGAAUAAUAGGCCACAGGGCCACUGGGGGAACCAGGCCAACCUAUUUCCUGGAGAUCAUUCCAAUCUUUUGAACAACUUGUUACAACAGCAAUUGCCUCAUUCAAGUGGGUUAGUCCCCCAGCAGUUGAUGUCUCAGCAGAAGCAGCAACAACAGAGACUGCAUCAUCCAGUUCAACCAUCUCUUGCCCAUUUUUCAUCUCUCCAGUCCCAAUUAUUUGGUAGCCAUUCUUCUCCACCACCACAUGUAAUAAGUAAGUAUGAAUCAAUGCUGGGGAUGGCUGAAUUAAGAGACCAGAGGACAAAAUCAACACAAAGGGGUAGACAUAACCUGCGUUUUUCUCAACAAGGUUCUGAUACAAGUAGCCAAAAGAGCGAAAAUGGGUGGCUGCAGAUCAGAUCCAAGUACAUGACUGCUGAAGAGAUAGAAACUAUUCUUAGAAUGCAGCAUGCUGCAACACACAGUAGUGAUCCUUAUAUAGAUGAUUAUUACCAUCAGGCUUGUCUUGCAAAGAAGUCUGCAGGGUCAAGGUUGAAACACCAUUUCUGCCCGACUCACCUGAGGGACCUGUCUUCCCGAGCACGUGCUAACACUGAGCCUCAUGCCUAUCUCCAGGUUGAUGCUUUGGGAAGACUACCUUUUUCUUCUAUACGCCGGCCUCGUCCUCUCCUUGAAGUUGAACCUCCAUCUGCUUCUGCUGAUGGUAGCAUUGAGCAAAAUGUUUCUGAGAAGCCUCUUGAACAAGAGCCAAUGCUUGCAGCACGGAUUACUAUAGAAGAUGGCCUCUGUCUUCUUCUUGAUGUGGAUGACAUUGACAGGCUCUUACAAUUUAGUCAGUCCCAAGAUGGUGGGAUGCAGCUGAGACGUCGUCGUCAAGUCCUAUUAGAGGGACUUGCAGCAUCACUUCAGCUAGUUGAUCCACUUGGAAAAGGUGGGCGCACAGUAGGACUGGCCCCCAAGGAUGACCUGGUGUUCCUACGGCUGGUCUCUCUUCCCAAGGGUCGGAAGCUCCUCUCAAGGUACUUACAGCUCCUCUAUCCUGGUGGCGAACUUACACGUAUUGUCUGCAUGGCAAUUUUUCGUCACCUGAGGUUUUUGUUUGGUGGCCUUCCCUCUGACACUAGUGCUGCUGAGACAACAAUAAAUCUUGCCAACACUGUUUCUGCAUGUUUGUGUGAUAUGGAUCUCAGUGCACUUAGUGCUUGUCUUGCUGCCGUGGUUUGCUCCUCAGAGCAGCCUCCACUGCGGCCACUUGGAAGCUCUGCUGGAGAUGGCGCAUCUGUCCUCUUAAAAUCUGUCCUUGACAGGGCAACUGAACUAUUGACAAAUCCUCAGGCUGCCAGCAACUACAACAUGCAGAACCGGGCCCUUUGGCAGGCAUCUUUUGAUGCUUUCUUUACCCUACUCACAAAGUAUUGUGUAAGCAAGUAUGACAGUAUUGUGCAAUCAUUGCUCAUGCAAGCCCCGCCAAAUACAGCAUCUAUUGGGUCAGAGGCAGCAAGAGCUAUAAGCAGAGAGAUGCCAAUUGAGCUGCUACGUGCAAGUAUUCCACACACCAAUGAGCAUCAGCGGAAGAUAUUGCUGGACUUUGCACAGCGCUCCAUGCCUGUUACUGGAUUUAAUACCCAUGGCAAUGGCAGUGGAGGUCAAAUGAAUUCUGAAUCAGUUCCUGGUUAGUAAAUAAGUAGUCCUGGGAACAAUGUUGUAGUUGGGUUAUUGGAUUCUCUGUUUGUCGAUCCUUGAAUGCUUGUUGUGGGUCUGCCUGAAAAAUGGAAUGUGACAGCAUCAAGGGUUGAGCACAUGGCGUAGGAUCAAGUUUCUUCAGCUUCUCUUUCCCCCAUUUGUGUUUUUUUUCCUGAACUUCCCUUUCUCUUACCAUUUUUAGUGUCCCUUUCCCACCUGUUUUCAUUUGGUGAACUGUAGGCCUUUGUGUAUUAUGUUGAAAACUCUUUCGGGGAGUCUGUGACUAGAAGUUUUCUUCUGGGGAGCUUAAUUUUGGUGCUCUUUGUUGGUACUCCAAACAGAAGUGGGUGUGGAGUAAGGGAAAAUGUACAGGGUUCAUAACAGAAGGCCUUCCAUUUUCCUUUCAUGUCAUGCACUCUUUUGUGCUUUGAUUUUCCCUUUCCUUUUUUCAAAGAGGGGGAGGAUCCCGAUCUUCAAUUACUGGUUUUUCUUUUGUUUUUUUGUUUUUUUUCUUUUUUUUGUUAAAAUGUGGGAAUUUGUCCACUCUUUACUGACAGUGAAAUUGGGGACCUUUGGUCAUGUCAUAUACUUGGUAUAAACAGGUUGAUUAGGGAGAUGCUCCCUGAACAUUUGACUAAGAGCCUGUAAAACCAUGAUAAAGCUUUGGUAAUUAUCUACCUUAAAUGUUGUACCAAGUUUCAGGAUU